UGGAGUCUGCAGGCGAAAUGUCCUGCAGAGGUUUGGAGUAAGAGGAGACGCUCGGAGGUAACGGAACGCACGUUACGAGCAACACACAAGAACAGCGACAUGUUAAUACUUCAUCUUGCGGCCCUGCUAGCGGGGGCCCUCGUCUCGGCCCAGCAGUACGAGGGCCAGUACGAGCUCGCCCUCCCCGAGUACAGCGACGUAUGCACGGAGGGGAGCUGCUAUCCCAACACGGGAGACCUCCUCAUCGGCCGAUCCCACCAGCUGUCCAGCACAUCCACAUGCGGACUGCACCGACCUGAACCCUUCUGUAUCGUGAGCCACUUACAGGAAGAGAAGAAGUGCUUUGUGUGCGACUCGGCAGCCCUCUACAACCAGCACGGCAACCAGAGCACCAGCCACCGCGUGGAGAACGUGGUAACCACCUUCGCCCACAACCGCCUGAAGACCUGGUUCCAGUCGGAGAACGGUGAAGAGAAAGUGACCAUCCAGUUGGACUUGGAGGCGGAGUUUCACUUCACCCAUCUCAUCAUGACCUUCAAGACCUUCCGACCGGCUGCCAUGGUGAUCGAGCGCUCGGCGGACUUCGGGAAGACGUGGAAGGUGUACCGCUACUUUGCGUACGACUGUGAGACCUCGUUCCCCGACGUCUACCACGGGUCCAUGCGGAAGGUGGACGACGUCAUCUGCGACACCCGCUACUCCGACAUCGAGCCAUCCACGGAGGGAGAGACCAUUUACAGAGUGCUGGACCCCGUCUUCUACAUCGACGACCCUUACAGCCCCAAGAUCCAAGACCUGCUGAAGAUCACCAACCUCAGGGUGAAGUUCACCAAGCUCCACACCCUGGGGGACAACCUGCUGGACUCCCGCAUGGAGAUCAAGGAGAAGUACUACUACGCCGUGUACGACAUGGUGGUGCGGGGGAACUGCUUCUGCUACGGCCACGCCUCGGAGUGCGCCCCCGUCAAGGGCACCGGGGAGGCGAUGGAGGGCAUGGUCCACGGUCACUGCAUGUGUAACCACAACACCAAGGGGCUGAACUGUGAGAAGUGUCACGACUUUUACCAUGACCUGCCCUGGGGCCCGGCAGAGGGCCGCAACACACACGCCUGCAAGAAGUGUGACUGCAACAGCCACUCUGCCGAGUGCCACUUCGACAUAGCGGUGUACGUCGCCAGCGGCAACGUGAGCGGAGGCGUGUGUGACGAGUGCCAGCACUACACCAUGGGACACCACUGUGAGCAGUGCAAACCCUUCUUCUACCAGCACCCCGAGAAGGACAUCAGGGACCCCAACAUCUGCCAGCAGUGUAACUGCGACCCGGUGGGCUCCAUGCACGGCGGGAUCUGUGACCGCGUGACGGACGUGCGCUCCGGGCUGAUCGCGGGUCAGUGCCGCUGCAAGACCAACGUGGAGGGAGAGCGCUGCGACCGGUGCAGGCAGGCCCACCACGGCCUCAGCCAGCACCCACUGGGGUGCCAGGCAUGCUCCUGUAACUCCCUGGGAACGGUUCCGGGAGCAAGCCCCUGUGACACCGACUCUGGAGAGUGCUACUGUAAACGCCUGGUCACCGGACGAGACUGUGACCAGUGUCUGCCUCAACACUGGGGUCUGAGUAACGACAUGGAUGGCUGCAGACAAUGCGACUGUGACCUGGGAGGGGCCGUCAACAACAACUGUUCCCAGGAGACGGGCCAGUGUGAGUGCAGGGAGCACAUGUUCGGCCGGCGGUGUGACCAGGUGGAGUCUGGGUUCUACUUCAUCGCUCUGGACCACUACACCUACGAAGCAGAGGAAGCCAAGUUUGGACCGGGUGUCACCGUGGUGCAGAGACCCCACCCCCAGGACCGCAGUCCCACCUGGACGGGCGUCGGCCUGGUCAACGUUCCCGAGGGGGCCUUCCUGGAGUUCUCCGUGGACAACAUCCCGCACUCCAUGGAGUAUGACAUCAUCAUCCGCUAUGAGCCUCAGCUCCCUGACCAAUGGGAAGAGGUUCUGAUGACAGUGAUGCGGCCUGGACCAAUCACAUCAGACAGCCGAUGUGCCAACACCAUGCCUGAUGACGACAACCAAAUGAACGCCCUCCACCCAGGCUCCCGCUACGUGGUACUGCAGAGGCCUGUGUGCUUCGAGACGGGCCUGAACUACACCAUCCGGCUGAGCCUGCCUCUCUACUCAGCCCUGAGCGACGUCCAGUCCCCCUACACGCUCAUCGACUCGAUUGUCCUGAUGCCUCACUGCAAGAACCUGGACCUCUUCACGGGCUCCGAGUGGGACACCUUCCAGAGGUACCGCUGUCUGGAGAACAGCCAGAGCGUGGUCAAGACGCCCAUGACGGACAUCUGCUACAACUACAUCUUCAGCGUGUCUGCCCUGCUGCACCAAGGAGCCAAAGCAUGCCAGUGUGACCCCCAGGGGUCCCUCAGCACGGUGUGCGAGCCCAGUGGCGGCCAGUGCCAGUGUCGACCCAACGUGGCGGGCAGGAACUGCGACAGCUGCUCCCCCGCUACCUACCAGUUUGGACCCAAUGGCUGCAGAGCCUGCGAGUGUGACCCCCAGGGCUCGGAGAGCUCGUUCUGCGACGCGUUGGGGGGGCAGUGCGCGUGCCUGCGCGGGGCGUACGGGCGCCAGUGCGACCGCUGUCUGCCCGGCCACUGGGGCUUCCCCAGCUGCCGGCCCUGCGGCUGCAACGGCCACGCCGAGGACUGCGACCCCCACGGCGGGCAGUGCCUGGGCUGCCGGGAGUUCACCACGGGAUACGGCUGUGACCGGUGUCUGGAGGGUUACUAUGGCGAUCCUCAGCUGGGCUCCGGGGACCACUGCCGUCCCUGUAUGUGCCCCGACGGGCCCGGCAGUGGCAGGCAGUUCGCUGGAAGCUGCUACCUGGGUCAGGAUGACCUCCAGGUGCAGUGCGUCUGCAGCCCCGGCCACAGAGGCGCCCGGUGUGACGAAUGCUCCCCUGGUUUCUAUGGCAACACCCAGGAGGCGGGCGGCCAGUGCCAGCAGUGCCAGUGCAACAACAACAUCGACAUGCUGGACCCGGGCGCGUGCGACGCCGCCACGGGCCGCUGCCUCAAGUGUCUGUACCACACCGACGGGCCCGGCUGCCACAGCUGCAGGCUGGGUUACUACGGCGACGCCCUGACACAGAGCUGCAGGAAGUGUGUGUGCAACAAGCUGGGCAGCACGGCGGUCAGCUGCCCAGCCAACGGGGACUGCCACUGCGACGGUACCAGCGGCCAGUGCCAGUGCCUGCCCAUGGUGGGGGGGCAGAACUGCGACCGCUGCCUCCCCGACACCUGGAACCUGGCCAGCGGGCGGGGCUGCGAGAUCUGCAACUGCGACCCGGCCCACUCCUAUGGAAGCUCCUGUAACGAGAUAAGCGGCCAGUGUUCCUGUAACGCCGGCUUUGGAGGACGCACCUGCAGGGAGUGCAGAGAGCUGUACUGGGGCGAUCCAGAGGUCAAGUGCCACGCCUGCGACUGCGAGCCCCGGGGGACCGCCGAGCAGCAGUGCAACAAAGCCAGCGGCCGCUGCGUGUGCGUGGAGGGGGUGUCCGGCCCGCGCUGCGAUGUGUGCGCCCGGGGCUACUCGGGAACCUUCCCCGACUGCCAGCGCUGCCACCAGUGCUUCGCCGACUGGGACGUGGUGGUGGGCCAGCUGGCCAACCAGACCCACCGGUUGGUCACUAAGGUGAACGGCAUCAAGGCCAGCGGCAUCACGGGUCCCUACAAGCAGACCAUGGACAACCUGGAGAGGAGCGCCGCCGACGUCAGCACCCUGCUGGCCCAGAACCCCGCCACCCAGCCGCUGUCCGAGAUCCAGGGCCUGCUCCAACAAGCCACCGAUCUGAUGGCCGAGCUGGGCGGGAAGUUGAACCAGACGGAGGAGUCUCUGGCGCUGGUGAAGGCGGAGGACAACAGCACCAACAGCAAGCUGGACGCCCUGCGGGACGACGCCCAGAAGCUGCAGCGCACCGUCCAAGACCUGCUGGACCAGGUGGAGUUCAUCAAGAACUCUGAUAUCAGAGGGGCGACGGACAGCGUCACUAAAUACUACAAGCAGUCUCUGGCGGCGGAGGCCCGAACGAACGCCUCCACCAGUGACGGCGGCAGCCCCACGGAGACCUCUGCCACCCUGCGGCGGGCCACCGAGAGCCAGAUGAACCAGACCAAGGACGAGUUCCUCCGGCGCCAGGAGGAGCACGCCAAGAGACUGGACGACCUGGCCGGAGAGCUGGAGACCCUCGACCUAUCAGAGCUCAGCGAGAAGACCUGUGGCAGCCCAGAAGGACAGGAGGCCUGUUCGGACUCCCCCUGUGGGGGUCUGAACUGUGUGGACGGCCAGGGCAAGCGGAGGUGUGGAGGGGAGGGCUGUGACGGCCUGGUGUCCCUGGCCCACAACUCCUGGCAGAAGGCCCAGGACUUUGACAAGGAGAUAACCAGCGCCAUGGAGGAGGUGGAGAAGCUCUCCAAGAUGGUGUCUGAGGCCAAGCUGAAGGCAGACGAGGCCAAACUGAGCGCUCAGGACGUCCUGCAGAAGACCAACCAGACCAAGCAGCGCGUGGACCGCAGCAACGAGGAGCUGCGCACCCUCAUCAAGCAGAUCAGAGACUUCCUCACCGAGGACGCAGCCGACCUGGAAAGCAUCGAGAAGGUGGCCAACAAGGUGCUGGCCAUGCAGAUGCCCACCACCCCCGCCCAGCUGCAGAACCUGACCGAGGAGAUCCGGGAGCGUGUGGGAGACUUGGGUCACGUGGAGAGCAUUCUCAACCAGAGCGCAGAAGACAUCCAGAAGGCAGAGAACCUUCUGGAGGAAGCCCGCCGAGCCAGUAAGGAGGCGUCUGACGUGCGGGACUCAGCAGUGCUGGUGAAGGAGGCCCUGGAGGAGGCUGAGCGGGUCCAGGCCACGGCCAGCCAGGCCAUCCGACAGGCCAACUCCGACAUCAAGGACACCAACAAGCUGCUCUCCUCGGUGGAGACGGAGACAACUGAUUCUGAGUUCAGGCUCAACAACGCCACCCAAAGGCUACAGGUGUUAGAGCGAGAUGUCACACUCCUCCGCGACCAGGUCCAGAACACCAGCCUGAGUGUGGAGCAGACCCAGAAAGAUGCCCACAGCAUAAACCAGGUCGCAGAGAAAGUCAAAAAGACCCUUGACGGUGAGCUGAAGGAUAAAUACACCAUGGUGGACGGGCUGAUCUCUGAGAAGGGAGAGGGUGUCGCUGAGGCCAAGAAGAGGGCGGAGCUUCUGCAGCAGGAAGCCAAAGAUCUCCUCCUACAGGCUAGCGACAAGCUACAGCUUCUAAAAGACCUGGAGAAGUCGUACGAGGACAACCAAAGAACUUUGGAGGAGAAGGCCAACCAAAUGGUGGAACUUGAGAAAGCAGUCAAAGAACUUCUGGAUGACAUCAGCCAAAAAGUCACUGUUUACAGCACCUGUCUUUUCUAGGAGCCUGGAGGAGAGAAAUAGCUUCUCACAUGACACAUUGACAAUCACUAUUCUGGCCUUGCAUUUUACCUGCCAUCUGCAUGUUAAACACCAUGCUCUGCUGAUCUUUUGAUCACCUCUGGAAAGCACUACUGCUUUGCUGUAUUGCAGACAGUGGAGCAAAUAAUCAUGGACAUUUCCCUUACUACACAACUACUUUAGGAAAACACAGGUUCAUCCAUUUUUGUCGUUGGUUCAUGAAGCAAAUCUAAUUUACAAUAGAACCAGUACAUGCUUGUUUGCUCCUUAAUUGUAACAUGUCAAUUGAAACCACAUCCCGAUUGUUGUCCACAGUAUAGAUAACCUUUAACCAGGAGUUCAGCCCACCCAGUUCAGCUGUUCAGGAUCAGAACACGUGUCUGAUGACACAAAAGGGGAGCCCCGAUGACAGUCUCAUUUUGCUUGUUUAAAGCAGUAAGUUAGCCUUGAUAUGACCUGCCUUGCUCCAACACAUACCUCAUAGAUGCAACCUAUGACAUGAAGUAUCGCUAUAAAUGUUGACAUUUUAAAUAACUUGAAAAUUGCGAUAGACUGGCUAUAAAAGAACUGCAGGUUUGUGGGUGGUCGUGUUUAUGUUCAAAUUAUGGGUUUUUAUCAUGCAGUGUGACAGAACUUUCUUACAAGCUUAAAGCAAACAAAAAUAAUGAGCACAGGGAGGGUAUUAUUUAUCAGUUAGACGUCUGUGAGAUGGAAUAAGAUAGUUAAUCUUUGUUUAAGUCAAGAUAAUGUGAUAAGCUCUCUUACACCAGAGAGAAACCAGCAAUCACCAUUCCAAUUCCAGAGCAUGUUUUUAAUAUCUAAAUAGGUUGAUUUAAAAACAAAAACAA
This is a messenger RNA of Gadus chalcogrammus (walleye pollock), 6317 nucleotides long. RefSeq names its product laminin, beta 1a (gene lamb1a). NCBI's taxonomy places the organism in Eukaryota, Metazoa, Chordata, Actinopteri, Gadiformes, Gadidae. Gene Ontology annotation, cellular component: laminin trimer. The transcript has 33 exons. The coding region runs from base 100 to 5451 and encodes 1783 amino acids. Gene Ontology annotation, biological process: cell migration; substrate adhesion-dependent cell spreading; basement membrane assembly. Gene Ontology annotation, molecular function: integrin binding; extracellular matrix structural constituent. The record is from RefSeq and is a predicted model, not a curated record.